CAGGCGCGGCUGGGAAGCGACGGGAGGGAGCAUGCGCGAAGGGAACUCAACGGCCGCUUCCUGAGGCAGAAGUGGAAGCGGCGCGGAGAGAGCGAGCCGGCGUCAGGAUGGCGGCGUCGGCGUCGGGUUUGGGGCCCGGGGACGAGCUCGUCCAGGAGGUGGUCCCGUACCGCCGCCGGUCCCGGCUACUGUGGGGGACGGUGCUGCCCUUCUGCGUGCUGUACCCGUUGUGGCUGUGGCUCUGGGGGCGCUGCGCAUGCGCGUGGGCCUGGGGGGCCAGCCCCGGCUCCGAGACCCCCGAAGCCGCCCUCCUGGCCCUCGCCGCCAUCGGGGCCGCCCACCUGCUCACCGCCCUGGCCGGCCUCUGGAGCGUCAGCGUCCACUGCCUCCUCUACUGCUGCUGGGUGCGUUGUCCAAAGAAAGCCACGUUGGCAAAAGUGGUGCCCACCCCAAAUAAUGGUUCUGCUGAAUUAGUACCACUUCACCGAGACCAGGGGGAGGACGGCCAAGAAGUUCUUUCCUUUGAGUUUCAGAAAAUAAAGUAUUUCUAUGAACUGAAUGAGAAGAAAAAAUUCCUUUCUGUAGCCUUCCCUGUGGAGCACCCACUGCAAUAUUAUCAAAAUGCCAGAGGCUACCAGGAAGACAAAGAAAUUAAAGCAGCAGAGAAGAAGUAUGGCACCAACAAGGCAGAGAUGGUUGUGCCAGAGUUUCUUGAGCUCUUCAAAGAGAGAGCAACAGCACCUUUCUUUGUUUUUCAGGUAUUCUGCGUUGGACUGUGGUGCUUGGAUGAAUACUGGUAUUAUAGUGUCUUCACUCUUUCCAUGCUGGUGGCUUUUGAAGCAUCUCUUGUCCAGCAGCAAAUGAGGAACAUGUCAGAGAUCCGAAAAAUGGGCAACAAACCCUACAUGAUCCAGGUUUACAGAAACAGGAAAUGGAGGCCAAUUUCCAGUGAUGAGAUCAUUCCAGGGGACAUUGUAUCAGUCGGCCGCUCUCCUCAUGAGAACCUUGUACCAUGUGACGUGCUGCUGCUGCGAGGAAGGUGCAUUGUAGACGAAGCCAUGUUGACUGGAGAAUCAGUGCCUCAGAUGAAGGAACCAGUGGAAGAGCUGGACCCAGAUCAUAUUCUUGACAUGCAGGCAGAUUCCAGGUUGCAUGUCAUUUUCGGGGGAACAAAAGUUGUGCAGCACAUCCCACCACAGAAGGCCAGCACCGGCCUGAAACCUGUCGAUAAUGGAUGCGUAGCCUAUGUUCUAAGGACAGGCUUCAACACAUCUCAGGGGAAACUUCUGCGUACAAUCCUAUUUGGUGUUAAACGAGUGACAGCCAACAACUUGGAAACUUUCAUCUUCAUUCUUUUUUUGCUUGUCUUUGCCAUUGCUGCUGCAGCAUAUGUGUGGAUUGAAGGCACCAAGGAUCCCACUAGGAACCGCUACAAGCUUUUUCUGGAAUGCACUUUAAUCCUCACCUCGGUUGUCCCACCAGAACUUCCUAUUGAGCUGUCUUUGGCGGUCAACACCUCACUCAUCGCUCUUGCCAAAUUAUAUGUUUAUUGCACGGAACCAUUUCGUAUCCCAUUUGCAGGCAAGGUCCAGAUUUGCUGCUUUGACAAAACUGGCACACUCACCAGUGACAACCUGGUAGUGAGGGGUGUAGCUGGACUCCGAGAUGGGAAAGAUGUGACCCCUGUGUCAGACAUUCCUAUUGAGACGCACCGGGUCAUUGCCACCUGCCACUCCCUGAUGCAGCUGGAUGAUGGGUCCCUGGUGGGUGACCCUCUAGAAAAGGCCAUGCUAACUGCUGUGGAAUGGACUGUGACCAAAGAUGAGAAAGUUUUCCCCCGAAGUAUUAAAACUCAGGGACUGAAAAUUCACCAGCGCUUUCAUUUUGCCAGUGCCCUGAAAAGAAUGUCGGUCCUGGCUUCCUACGAGAAGGUCGGCUCCACUGAACUGUGCUACAUUGCAACGGUGAAGGGGGCCCCGGAGAUGCUUCACGGAAUGUUCUCUCAGUGCCCAAGUAACUACAAUGGUAUCCACACAGAGAUCACCCGGGAAGGAGCCAGGGUCCUGGCACUUGGCUACAAGGAACUGGGGCACCUCACUCAUCAGCAGGCACGAGAGAUAAAGCGGGAAGCCCUUGAAUGCGAUCUGCGGUUUGUGGGCUUCAUUGUGGUCUCUUGCCCCCUCAAAGUGGAUUCCAAGCCAGUUAUCCGUGAAAUCUUGAAUGCCUCUCAUCAUGUAGUGAUGAUAACGGGCGACAACCCCCUAACUGCCUGUCAUGUGGCCCAGGAGCUGCACUUCACCCAAAAGGAGCAGACGCUCAUUCUGCAACCACCCAGCAGCAAAGGUUCCAGCUGGCAGUGGCAGUCCAUCAGUGGCUCCAUCAUGCUCCCAAUCAUCCCGCCAUCUCUGCAGGAGUUGAUCCAGCGCCACAACCUGUGUGUCACAGGGGAGGGCCUUUCUCAACUCCAGGCCACAGACUCCCAGCUCUUGUUGAGGCUCAUUCCCCAUGUGCAAGUCUUCGCACGUGUUGCACCCAAGCAGAAGGAGUUUGUGAUCACAACACUGAAGGGGCUUGGCUAUGUAACACUGAUGUGUGGCGAUGGGACCAAUGACGUGGGGGCUCUGAAGCAUGCUGAUGUGGGAGUGGCCCUGUUAGCCAACGCACCUGAACGAAUCCCUGAGCGCAAGAAAAGGCUACGUGAUGGCCCUUCUGAUGGGAAGCCUGCUUUGCCCUUGCCUGCCAUUGGAAGCAACAUGAGGCCCACCUCCCGGGCUGCUAAGCACAGGGUCAUGUCACACAGAGAGGAGCAGUUAGCCAUGCAGCGGGCUGCCUGCCGGUCUAACUACAGAUCCAAUGGCACAGCAGACACGGUUGCAUCAGGGAGACAGGCAAUGAAACAGGAGAGGAUCAGUCAAGUGCUGAAGGAUUUGGAAGAGGAACAAGCACCCAUUGUGAAGCUGGGUGAUGCCAGCAUUGCGGCUCCUUUCACCUCCAAACUCUCCUCUAUACAGUGCAUCUGCCACGUGAUCAAGCAGGGCCGCUGCACCCUGGUCACCACACUCCAGAUGUUCAAGAUCUUGGCCUUGAAUGCACUCAUCCUGGCCUACAGUCAGAGCGUCCUUUACUUGGAAGGGGUGAAGUUCAGUGAUUUCCAGGCCACACUACAGGGGCUGCUGCUGGCUGGCUGCUUCCUUUUCAUCUCCAGGUCCAAGCCUCUGAAAACCCUCUCCCGGGAGCGACCACUCCCAAAUAUCUUCAAUCUCUACACAGUUCUAACUGUGUUGUUGCAGUUCAUGGUGCACUUUGUCAGCCUGGUUUAUCUCUAUCGAGGUGCGCAGGCCCGUAGUGAUCCCAAGAAAGAUGACUUCGUAGACCUCUACAAGGAAUUUGAACCCAGUUUAGUGAAUAGCACUGUUUACAUCAUGUCCAUGGCAAUGCAGAUGGCCACUUUUGCCAUAAAUUAUAAGGGCCACCCGUUUAUGGAAAGUUUGCGGGAAAACAAACCUCUCCUGUGGAGCAUCAUUCUUUCAGGACUGGCAAUUGUAGCCCUCCUGACUGGCUCAUCUCCAGAGUUCAAUGAACAGUUUGGGUUGGUAGACAUCCCAACAGAGUUUAAACUAGUGAUUACUCAAGUUCUGCUGGCCAAUUUCUUCAUUGCGCUCCUCAUCGACAGAGUCUUGCAGUUCCUUCUGGGCAGCACAAAGCUCAAAGUGCCUUCUUGAGAUGGAACCCCUCCCGGCGGAAGUGAAGGACGACGACACACACGGGAACAGCCACCACCCAGCAUUGCAAAGGAAUAUUUAUUCUUCGACACCAGUUUGGUACUGGCAGGCAAUGGCCCACUGUGUUACUUUGGAACCCACUGCAAAGGUUGUGCAGGGGGCGACAAUAACUUUCACAUGUUUACUGAACAUGACAGCAAUUGUUGACUUUUGUACUGCCCCUGUGCUCCUGGAAUGAGGUCAUGGGAUUUGGUAAUUAAAUGGCAAUCAAUGCAUUUUACAA
Messenger RNA from Anolis sagrei ordinatus, 4005 nucleotides. It is a transcript of the gene ATP13A1, whose product is annotated as ATPase 13A1. Gene Ontology annotation, cellular component: endoplasmic reticulum membrane. NCBI's taxonomy places the organism in Eukaryota, Metazoa, Chordata, Lepidosauria, Squamata, Anolidae. Gene Ontology annotation, biological process: extraction of mislocalized protein from ER membrane; intracellular calcium ion homeostasis; transmembrane transport. Gene Ontology annotation, molecular function: ATP hydrolysis activity; ATPase-coupled monoatomic cation transmembrane transporter activity; P-type ion transporter activity. The record is from RefSeq and is a predicted model, not a curated record.